Wyeomyia smithii (pitcher-plant mosquito) is the source of this 1790-nucleotide messenger RNA. Its product is annotated as achaete-scute complex protein T8-like. The record is from RefSeq and is a predicted model, not a curated record. Gene Ontology annotation, biological process: developmental process; regulation of transcription by RNA polymerase II. Bases 386 to 1537 code for a protein of 383 amino acids. Gene Ontology annotation, molecular function: RNA polymerase II transcription regulatory region sequence-specific DNA binding; protein dimerization activity; DNA-binding transcription factor activity, RNA polymerase II-specific. Lineage: Eukaryota; Metazoa; Arthropoda; Insecta; Diptera; Culicidae. The transcript has a single exon.
AUAUAAAAUGUGAAGCUUUGACUCUGGGGGAAGAAAAGAGACAGCAACGCCAGAUGUCCGUUUUUCACAAAGCCUGGGGGAAACGCAGGACUUUUCCAGCGCCAUCAGCCCGAGCUAAAGACAGUUUGGCACGCGACACACAGCGCCAGAACACCACCAGCAGCCGUAGAGGAACGUGGAUCAGGAUCUCUACGGUGUGAGUUCCGACGUUAACGAAUAUGAUUGGCGCCAAAAACUGAUUUGCUGCCUAAAAGUGAAACCAUGUUGAGCCGAGUUCGGUAAAGUGACAUCAAAAGACUCGAUCUGGUUGAGAUUGGAAAGCUGAAAAGCUAGUGAUAUUAAGUGAUACGUUUAAGUCUAAGAUUUGAGGUGUGUUGUGCAAAAAAUGGCUCUUCCGGGGACGACUAUAAUGGUUAGGAACAUGUCCUCAAUUAACCCGAUGAAGCGGAUGAAGCUCAAGGAGAACCAAGUGUUAUUCCCCAUCGGAUCGAGUGACGAGGACUUCGAUGAAAAUAGUUCUGCAAUUGUGAUCAAACGGAAGAUUCCUCUGGGAACGCUCGGCAGUAUCGAGAAUGUCAUGUUUAACACCGUCAAUGGCAGUGGUGAGCUGCGGAAGCCUUUGGGACAGCUUCAAGCUGGCGUCCAACCUUCCGGACCAGGAAGACGAAAGAGUUCUGAUCCAAAAAGUGCAGUCACCGCAGUUGAGCGGCGGAACGCACGAGAACGCAAUCGGGUUCAGCAGGUCAACAACGGGUUUGCCGCUUUGCGGCAGCGAAUUCCGGAGGAAAUCGCCGAAGCAUUCGAGACAGGAGCAACCCGGGGAGUUCACAAGAAGCUAAGCAAGGUGGAAACUCUCCGCAUGGCGGUUGAGUACAUUAAAUGCCUCGAGCGGCUGCUAUCUCUCGAUCCAGAAAAGGAGGGUAGCAAUUUCAAGCUCCAACCACAACAACAACAAUCACAGCAGCAGCAACAACAACAAGAAACUCAACUCCCUGCAACUCCACCACCGGAACCAGCUCAGCCCAACAGUUUCUUCCUAGCAAUCAAACCACGCGUUAUUGGAAACUCCAAUGGAGGCUCCCUCGAUCAAACACAAAUAACCAUCAUAAACGGUCAUCAGUAUAUUCGAAUUCCGGGUACCAACACCUUCCAGUAUCUGGAUCCGGAAAGUUUGUACGACGAAUCACAGAACGAUGGAUCAUUUUUCGCCGACAGCAGCUCAGCAAUCGAUCAGGACACCCUCCUGGAGGAUUCGUCUGAUCUGAUGAGUGAAUCGGCUGUGGCCCUUUCUCCCCAAAGUAACUUCACGCUGGAUUCGGAGGAUAAGCGGGAUGAAAUUAUUCAUUCCAGCUCCCAUGGAAGUUUGGUCUCGGAAGAGGAACAGAAGAUAGUUGCGAUGAUCAAUCAGCAGCAGUACGCGGACAUUAUGAUGAUCAAGCACGAGCUGCAGGAUGAUGACGAGGACGCGUUGCUCCAACAAACCGCUAACGAUCCGACCUUCCUGGAGUCGAUCAAUUGGUUCGAGAGCCACCACUAGGAGUUACUCUGGAGUCCAGUCCAGUCCAACCGAAAAAAAUGCAAGCUAGUUACGUUAGUGAAGAUUAAGCAUCUGUACAUAAAAUUAUUUAUUGGAAAGUCGAUUUUUAUUAUUCUAAUUAUACGAAAAUUUAAUUUAUUAUCUCCCAUUCGGACCGCUUUUAUACACGCACCCAUCAAAUUCGAAUAAUAAAGAAAACGACCCGCGAUAGGUGGUAGAAUUAAAUCGCUUCUGUGUUUUUUUCUUUCUUUCU